Messenger RNA from Schistosoma guineensis, 2490 nucleotides. NCBI's taxonomy places the organism in Eukaryota, Metazoa, Platyhelminthes, Trematoda, Strigeidida, Schistosomatidae. The record is from the annotation of a GenBank genome assembly.
AUGGCUCAACCAGUAAGUUCAGUCACAAUGAAACCUGUACAAAAUACUCCAGUACUUCCACAGACAGAAGUAUCGAACCCUGUAGGUUAUAUCCACUCAUCAACAAUGCCAACUUUUGGAUCUAUGCUUCCAAUCGCUUCUAGAACUGGGAAUAAUAAUGUUAAUUUUAAUAGCCCCGUUAAAGCAAAUCAAUCUGAAACUUCUGGACUUACACUAGUUUUAGAUGGUAAAAGCUAUGAACCUGAAGAAUUACUCAACUUAAUUGAACGAUUACGACAAGAUAUUCGAGGAUACACUGAUCACAUAAGAUGGCUUGAACAAGAAUUGAGUCAAACAAGACUCAAUUUAAACGCUCGAGAAAGAGAUAUUGACAAACUGAAAUCAGUUUUAGACCAAAAACUUUAUAAUAAUAUGACACAACUACCUACCCACCCCGUUACACCAAUAUCCGAUAUAUCACGUCAAACAAUUAAACAAAACACGUUAAAUGUAACCGGAAUAACGCCUACAUUAAAUGCAACUGGUAUGCCCGAAAACACUGGACAACAAAUGUUUGCAGAUAAAUUACGCACUAAGAAACAAGGUGUUUCAGGUGAAAGUUUUACUGGACAUCAAUUAUCAGGUCUUGUACAUCAUGAUAAAGAUGGUUGGUCUUCUAGUUUAAUUCGAGAUGCUAUCAGUAAUAAUACAUUUUUGAAGCAUUUAGAACAAUCACAAAUUGAAGAAAUAGUAGCUUGUAUGUAUAAAAAACAAAUACCUCAUGGAUGUUUUAUUAUACGUGAAGGUGAACCAGGCGAUGCAUUGUAUGUUGUUUCAGAUGGAAUAUUGGAAGUAUACAAAGAUAAUGCAUUACUUGGACGAAUGGAAGUGGGUCGAGCUUUUGGUGAAUUAGCAUUACUUUACAACUGUAAACGAACUGCAUCUGUUCGAGCUGUAACCAAUGCUUCAGCAUGGACAUUAGAUCGACGUACAUUUCAACAAAUUAUGAUGUCUUCAUGUAUACAUAGACAGCAAGAAAAUAUGAAAUUUUUAAAAAGUGUCCCUGCAUUGAAAGAUCUAUCCUCAGAGAAGAUGAAAAAGCUGGCUGACGUCUUAGAACCAGUGUUUUAUGAAACUGGUGAAUAUAUAAUACGUGAAGGAGAACUUGGUGAAACAUUUUUCAUAAUUAAAUCUGGUAAAGUACGUGUUACACAUACAAUUGAUAGAACUGAUGAAACAAAAGAAAUUCGUCAACUAUCAGAUGGAGAUUGGUUUGGAGAAAGAGCAUUAUACACAUGUGAAAAACGAAGCGCCAAUGUAAUAUCUGCUGAAGGUGGUGUACAUUUACUCUCAUUGGAUAGGAGUAAUUUUAUUUAUCUAAUUGGUGAUUUAAAUGAAUUCAAAUCUAAAACGUAUGAUGAUAUCAAUCGUUCAUCUACUGGGAUAACAUCAAUAAAUUAUCAACAAUCAGAAGAGUAUUUAGGUAAAGAAGAGAUUGUUAGUACUCCACAAACUGUUGAACAAAUAGAAUCAAAGGAUUUGCUCUCGUCAGUUAAAAUUGAUAAAGAUGAUUUAGAACGAAUCACAGUUCUAGGUGUUGGAGGGUUUGGAUGUGUCGAAUUGGUUGUUUGGACAAAAAACAGAAAUAAAACAUUUGCAUUAAAACGUAUGAAAAAACAGCAUAUUGUCCAUACACGUCAACAAGAGCACAUUUGUUCAGAAAGACAAAUAAUGUUAGAGCUUCGAUGUCCAUUUAUUUGUCGACUUUACUGUACAUAUAAAGAUAAUAAAUUUGUAUACAUGCUGUUGGAAGCUUGUUUAGGUGGUGAAUUAUGGACAGUUUUACGAAAUAAAGGUCGAUUUGAUGAUGUUAUGACACGUUUUGUGGUUGCUUGUGUUUUGGAAGCGUUCACUUAUUUACACACACAAGGCAUAUUAUAUAGAGAUUUAAAACCAGAAAAUUUACUUCUUGACCAUAAAGGUUAUGUGAAAUUAUGUGACUUUGGAUUCGCCAAACGAGUUGGACAUGGUAAAAAGACUUGGACAUUUUGUGGCACACCUGAAUAUGUCGCACCGGAAAUUAUUUUAAAUAAAGGACACGAUAAUUCAGCAGAUUAUUGGUCACUAGGUAUUCUUAUUUAUGAAUUACUUACGGGAAGUCCACCAUUUACUGGUACUGAUCCAAUGAAAAUUUAUAAUGUUGUUCUGCGUGGAAUAGAUUGUGUUGAAUUCGAUCCAUCGAAUAUAAGUCGAACUGCAACUACACUUAUUAAACGUUUAUGUGCACAGAAUCCAGCUGAACGAUUAGGCUAUGGACGAGGGGGAAUAAUCGAUAUUAAACAAAAUAAAUAUUUUCAAGGAUUUGACUGGAUCGGUUUGCAUCGUGGUACGUUAGCAGCUCCUAUACAACCUACUAUACUUGGCCCAGAUGAUACAACUAAUUUUGAUAAAUAUCCUCAACAAAAUGAAAUCCCACCUGAUGAAACAUCAGGUUGGGAUAAAGAAUUUUAG